AUGUCGUCGAUAACGUUGCCCGAUGCGAUUCCGCCUAGUAAGGUACGUGCUUUGACUCAGCCAUAUCGUUGGCUUGCUCGUCCUUCCUUCACUGGGGAAUUCUUGGGUUUGGAUGAAUCUGGCACCACGACUAGAACGACACAACGCUAUGCACUUCGACGGCGACGGCAUCUGCACGAUGCCGAGCAACCGGCAUCAUCUCCGGACAUUGUAGAGCUGGGACCAGAGCAUGCCGCGCUGUUUGGAUGGCUCGCUCCGUUGCAGAGCACGGGGCAUCCGCUUCGGUCCUGGCAAAUUCAACUCGAAUGUCAAAAGCGUGAGCUACUGCAGCGCUGGCGUGAACGACUCGCCCAGGAACUCACUGAUCCAUAUACGCUGGUGCUGAUAUUCGGCGGUGAUCGAUCCGACGUGAACGAGUUACUACGAGAGCAAGUCACCCAGCGAUGGCGCUGGCUGGAUCUGUGGCCAUGUCAGAGCGUUCGCAGUGUUCUCGAGGAUGUUGGCAACGAUUCCGUCUCCAUCCUGGUGGUGGACUUGCUCGCAGUGCUGGCCGAUACCGCCGCGACGCAGCAGCUUCGCGAUGUGCUCUACUUUGUCGCAAAUGGAGCACGAUCGUCAUCUGCGACUCCGUCGCGAUUCAUACUGUACAGUGCUCUCGGUCCGAGCUUUGUGGGCAAAUCAGAGCAGUCACCACAGUUCUCAGAAGCAGCAAACUCUGCGGCAACGCGGCGAGAUGAUCAAGAAUCCGUGAACGUAUCUAGUCCCAAAACAUCCCUCAUGGACGCCUUUACGCAAUCCGUGCUUGAUGAGUUGCUAACCGUUCGUGAACGUCCACAUUUCAACACGAAAUCGAUGUGGAUUCCGUCGCUGAUGCGUCCCCUGGAAUCAACGAUCAUGGGAAAUGGUUUGUUCCUUCCGGGACCGCUGCUUUUCGACGCUACCGCACUGAUGAUGCUUGAUAAGGCGCUGCGCUGCGGAAGGCUCGCUUUCCCCGGCCUCCUGCAGCUGAUUCGUUACGCGUACUGUUGGGUACAGGCACGCCUCGUAGAGCAACCAAAUGCACAGGCCGCACUCGAAUCGAGCCAACAAAUGUAUGCAUCAUGGAUAGCUGAUCUCUUGCCCGCUUGGGAGAUGCUUCAGGAGACCUGUGCGAUUCUGGAAAUGUCACUUACGCCGCUUGCGCUUCAAGCCCAUUUGAUGCGCUCCGAAUUCAAGAAUGAUCACACGCUGCAACAGCAUUUUCGAGCGGCGCUGGCGCAUGCCUCGCGUGACCAGCUCCUGGUGCUCUCUCGUGUAUGGAAAGACGCUGUCUUAGAGGGAUGGAUACUGGAACCCGCUUCCGUCCUGCAACCAAGCUGCAACUCGAACGAAGCUCGCGACUCGCCGCCAGCGUCCAUGCCUGCUGCAGCUCCGACGUCGAGGUCAUCAUCGAGAGAACAGACCAGAACAACAGCUUGUCCAACAGCAGCUGAAACAACCACCGUACAUCUGGACGAAGCAAAGAGCCUUGAAACAGUGCUGGUUACGAGUAAGCGCCGCAGACAACAACUGCAGGCAGCUUUGGCUGCGACACAUCAGCGGCCCGGCUCCUUGCAAAGAAUCCGCAUGCUCGCCGUGGAGCGCUUUCUAACAAGUCGGUUGGUGCAGGCGUUGCGACCACCGCCUGCACCGGUCGCGGCGCUCUUUGCAUUUCCGGGUGCAGCGCUUGCGGAGGCUUCGAUCCCGACCUCACUGUUUUCUAGCGUGACGUUGCCUGUGGCUCCAGGACGACGCAAGAACGCGCGCAAUUCCGACUCCUCCACCAGUAGUGCGUUCGAAGAUAGCGAUGCCGCGCAUCUGAGUGAUCGGUGA
This is a messenger RNA of Cyanidioschyzon merolae strain 10D, 1851 nucleotides long. RefSeq lists its product as hypothetical. The coding region runs from base 1 to 1851 and encodes 616 amino acids. The transcript has a single exon. The record is from RefSeq and is a predicted model, not a curated record. NCBI's taxonomy places the organism in Eukaryota, Rhodophyta, Bangiophyceae, Cyanidiales, Cyanidiaceae.